GAGAGAACUAAAGUAGAAUAUACAAAGAUUUUAUACACAAAAAUAUAUUCUGUCUUGGUGAUUGGCCUUUGCUCAACUUUGAUUUUAUCUUUAUGUAAUUAAUGUAAGAUAUCAGUUGACCCUAUGUUUCCUUCUUGUGCCCCGUAGAAUAAACAAUUUCGGAAUACUAAAUAUCAUACACACGCAUUUUCAGGCAAGACUAGAUAUAAUUAAAUACUAUUACCUUAGUUACACUUUCCUUAGUUAAACAAGAACAAAGUGUAUAUAAAAACAUGUUGAUUUGCUCUACUUGUUACAGAAGCAUUAAUCAAGCAAAAAGGAGAAGAAAAAAAAUGCUAGCAGCUCCUCCUCCAAUGGAUUUCUCUGUCGACAUGGUUAGCUAAAGUGAAUACAGAAUAUUCUUAGAUUUAAUCGAUUUAACUAUUAUUGUAUCCUCUUUUUUACUUUGAUUACUCUUUUUUUUUUUGCAGAGCUGUGAUAUAAAAGUGAAUAAUAGCUGCGAGCUUUGCCAUCGAAAAGUGGAUGAAGUUAUGCAGUCUCUCACCGCAUUUUACUCUGUGACUUAUCUUGGAGAAAACAACACAAUUAAGCUCAAGGCGAGAGCUAACCCUAAUGUGAUUAUGUGGAUCAGUCACAAGUACGGCGAUCACGGCAAGAUCUCCAACUUCCAUAUGAACGGCCAACCCGUCACCCCUCAACCUGGCGGCGGCGGUUAUUACGGUCCAUCAGGCUAUAACCUUCCUUCUAACACCUCCGGUUAUUAUCCAUACCCUCCGCCGCCGCAGUUUCUAGCCGGGAACUAUGGUUACCCUAUGCCUAAUCCACCGCCACCGCAGAAGGAGAGUACUCCACAGGGGAUAUAUAAGCAGCAUACAGCGCCGCCGUCUUAUGUUAUGCAGCCGCCACCGCCAAUGCCGUUGUCUAGUUACUCUUACAUUGAACCUCCGUAUUGGCCGAUGAGUGGGAGGUGAGUGAGCGAUUGUGUGAUAGCGUGGCGAAGAAGGAAGCUUCUUCUUUUGUCUCAAACGCUGCGUUUUGGUUUAUGGUUGUGAUCGCUGUUUUUUUAAAAUGCGAUUGCGUUAUAGACGCGAAUUCUGAUUUUGUUUGACCAACAGUUAUUAAGACAAAUUAAUUGUUGAUUAUUUGAAGGGGCACUCGGUUUGAAGCAGAAUAAAGUUUUUUAGAUUGUGGUCUCAACACCUUUAGAGAACUAAGAAUAAAGUUUAUGAUUUGAUUUGAUUUGAUUAGUAAUGGCUUUAGUUUAUCAAGUUAACUUUAUUAUUAUUUGCAAGUAGGCAAGCAAGAUUGGGCGAGUGAUAACAAUAAGUAUGUCUUCAUAGGAAUGUUGCUGCUUCAUUGUUUUUUUUUCUGACUAGUCUGUUUGUUUGUUAUAAGAGAAUAGAAACCAUGGAGUUGGCAUAUUUAUCAUGGCAUACUCAUCAACUCCUUGAUGUGUCAUGAUAAACCCUUUGAACAAGUUGCACUAGUUGUUUAACUUCUAGUCUCCUAGGAGCACUUCAUUACCUUACGUCCACCAUAGCCAAUCUUUCAUAGAGUCGUGCCACUAUGACUAAUUUAUGAGUGAUCCAAAAGAGUCUUACAUCUUGGAGCUUUAAU
Messenger RNA from Brassica napus (rape), 1617 nucleotides. RefSeq names its product nematocyst expressed protein 4-like. The transcript has 2 exons. The record is from RefSeq and is a predicted model, not a curated record. The coding region runs from base 531 to 971 and encodes 146 amino acids. Lineage: Eukaryota; Viridiplantae; Streptophyta; Magnoliopsida; Brassicales; Brassicaceae.